This is a messenger RNA of Rhopilema esculentum, 4588 nucleotides long. Its product is annotated as bile acid-CoA:amino acid N-acyltransferase. The record is from RefSeq and is a predicted model, not a curated record. Gene Ontology annotation, molecular function: fatty acyl-CoA hydrolase activity. Lineage: Eukaryota; Metazoa; Cnidaria; Scyphozoa; Rhizostomeae; Rhizostomatidae. Gene Ontology annotation, biological process: fatty acid metabolic process; acyl-CoA metabolic process.
CAUUUAUUGAUUUCGUUAUUGAUUUCUCGUGGAAGCAGCAUAAACAAGCAGCUUGCGUAUUCCUAGCUUUGACGUUGCAAAUGCUAUAGGUAAACAACUGCGGCGAUUUGACAUCGUAAUGCACGAAGACCUAACGCAAAAAAUUAGAAUAGAAAGAAUAUAGAAAGGGAAGAAAAAGAGGGACAUAGAAAAUUGAUAUGCUGAAUUUAACAAGGCAAGAAGCAUUUUGUACAUUUGCACUUUAUUAUUUAUCCUCUUUUUUCAACCAAAUUUUUUACGCAGUAUUAGCUUUAAGUGAUAAUAUAUUUUGUUUACUUGAAACAUUUUCGCUAUUCUAACCUACAAAUCAAGGAAGCUCCAACAAAUUGUUUGAUCUCUUUUUAUUAGUUAGAAUUGAGCCUGACAUAGAAAAUAAUCAAUUUGGUUGUACCUAGCUGAGCCGGAUAAAAUGUGUUGUUUUUAUCAUUGUAUAUACAUAUAUAUGUAUUCCAAAAUUCAAAAGCUCUAGACUAUUAUGUUUUUUAAAACUUUAAAUAGAUGAUCAGUAAAAAAACAACUUGAUUAACGUUUCGCGACAUGCUUCUCCAGAAUAACUUAGACUUACAUUCGGAGCUCAAAAUAAGAAAUAAAAAACAAAAGGACAAAAGAUAACAUAUUUUACAAAUAAGGAUAAUUAUAGCUAAUAUUAAUAGAUAGUAUUAGCUAUUACAAGAUGUUGGUAACAUCACAUAUGAAUCCGAAUCAGAGUCCGAAUUGCUUUCGGACAGUAACUCAGAACCAGAUGGUGCAACUGAUACUUUUGAUGACUAAAAACGGAUUGACUAAUUGACAGGACAUUGAAAAACAUGUUUCUUCACAUUACGGACACAUCUGAUACAGUUAAAAUCAUUUGGGAUUAUGCUUUUUAAUUAUUUCUAUUAAGACAGUGACUUUGCCACAUAACAUGUCUUUGAUUUAGAUAAUAUCAGUGCAGUAUGAUCAAUAUAUUGUUUUUGCGUUCAAACAAGUGACGUCAUAACAUUAUUUGCCGACAUUGUGAAAAUGUUAUUUAAUGUACAUCAAUCGAAAGCUUUACUCACGAAAAGUCGAAUGUUGUAUUAUUACUUUGAUGAAUUAGACAUACCUGUCUCAAAUUAUGGCAGAAAAACAUAUUUUCCAAGUGCCAAUUUUAUGGGGUUAUUUUAGGCUAACGCCCAUCGGAAAUCAAAAUGUACAUAUAUAUAUAUCUCUUGGAUUAUUUUCUUCUUUUCACAGCUAUUUAUUAUUUCCACAUAAUAUUAUUUUCUAAUCUUCAUGGUAGGGACAGACAGCAUUCACCCUUUCUCGUUUUUGUGCAUUCCUGGGUAUUUAACCAUCUGCCUUCGCGCCUCUCUUUUGUUCUUUAAUCUAUUGUAUUUAUUCCGCUUUUCUCACCUUCAGCUGGGCCUUAGAAAGUUUACUUGUGUCGUAUAAUUAGCCAUUAUUGUCCUUGCUUGUAAAAUGUAUUCUUUUGUCCUAUUGUUUUGUAUUCCUCAUUUUACGCUCCAAAUGUAAGUGAAGGUUAUUCUGAAGAAGCAUAUUGCGAAACGUUAAUCAAGUUGUUUUUUUACUGAUCAUCUAUUUAAAUUUUUAAAAAACAUUACAGUCUAGAGCUUUUGAAUACAUAUACAUAUAUAUAUAUAUAUAGAUUUAUGUUGAUAUUCCGCAAAAAGCAGUUGAUAGAUACUUGCAAUAUAGAUUUGAUCGCAGAAAUAACACUUUGUUGGUACCGGUUUCAUCUGAGAUUCUGCACGAUCAGAUGAAACCGGUACCAACAAAGUGUUAUUUCUGCGAUCAAAUCUAUAUUGCAAGUACAUAUAUAUAUAUGUAAUAGCUAUAUCCGCAUAGAAAAACUAUAAUUAGUUCUUAUCUGCUUAAGCAGCAACAUGAAUGUCGUUAACAAAUGCUGUCCAAGUUUGUCUCUCUUGCGCUAGUGUUCUUAGGCUUUCGAGAUCAUUUUUCGAUUUGAACUGGGUUAUGGUGCUAUAUCUAUUUUUGAACGUGUUAUGUCUCUUAAGCAGGGAUGUAGAGCUAGGGGGGCUGAGCCCCCCUUGUUAAUGCUGAAAAUUGGCAAAUUUCUACUUUUGCAAUUAUUUUUUUGCAACAUUUGUGCAAAAGCCCCCCUUGUUAUUUUGAUAGCACUACACCACUGCUCUUAAGCAUAAUUAUGUCGUUGCGUAAUAAAACUUGCAAUGUAAUUACUGGUCUUCUGCGAAACGUCUUUGCAUUUGAUUUUUCAAAAUAAUAGUUCAUUGCUUUUUGCGCUUGUGUUUCUGGAUGUGAUCGUAGAACAUGUCCAAAUAAUUUCCAUUUAUUUCGUAGCACUUCCAGGGAUAAGACAUCUUCGCCAGUUUGCCUGUACACCUGUUCCUUGCCUAUGUGUGCAGGGUAUUUAACAUUAAGUACCCUCCUUAGUUGUUGUCUAUGAAAAGAGUUUAAACUUUCUUCUUCUUUCUUUGUUAAUCCCCAAGUGCCAAAGUUGUAGAGAGGAAUUGGCAUGACUAAGGACUUGUAUAACUUGACUAAGUGAUUUUAAGGGGAGCCUCUACCCCCUUUUUACACAGGAGUGCGAGUGAAUUUUUUUACCAAAAUAUUUCGUUUUUUUAGAAGGAAUUUUGAAAAAAUAUAAAGAUUUUUUCGGGAAAUCGUUUGAGCAUAAAGAGGAAGUUCUUGUAUGAUUGAGCACUCCAUGGGCUCCGAUGCAGGUUGGAUAGUGGGGAGGGGGGGAGGGCAAUGGAAAACAUUACAAUCAUAACAAAAGACUUGUUUUGCAAGCUCUAUUGUUUUGCAAAAUGUGGGGAGCAAUGGCCCCCUGCCCCCCUUCAUCGUAGGUUCGCACUGGGCUUGUUCUUGUAAUAAUUUAAACUUUAAAAUCCAGUUAGGCAGGUUGCUAGGUGGUUAUGCAAAUUUCCCUGUCUAUCCGCAGGACCCGCUUAGAAAUAGAAUUUGAUCUAUGAGUCCUGCAAACGGAUUAUUCAGUUAUUGUACAAAUAUUAAGGGUUUUAAGACAAAGGCACAGACAAAGGUCAAUCGGCCUAUUGAUUACGCUGAGACGUUAUUGAUUUCUCUUGGAAGCAGCAAAAAGAAGCAGCCUGCGUAUUCGUAGCUUUGACGUUGCAAACGUUAUAGGUAAACAACUGCGGUGAUUUGACAUCGUAAUGCACGAAGACCUAACGCAAGUGAUGGGUAAUUCCUUACGUAGGGUUGAUAAAUUGAAAGUAAGAAUGUUACCGACAAUAAUUGCACCGAAAUGUCCAGUGCUCGUGGAUCAAAGGAUUCAGAUUAAAGUGAAAAAUUUGAGCCCGUUUCAAAGUGUAACCUUGCGAGUUGAGCUCAAUUCUGAUAAAUCAGAGCUUUUUGAAUCAUAUGGACACUACAUCGCAGACAAAGAUGGAGAGCUGAAUUUGUCACGAGAUUCUUCUUUUGGAGGUACCUACAAAGGCAUUGACAACAUGGGUUUAUUUUGGAGCAUGUUGUUAGUACCAGGGCAACGAAAAGGGGUCAGGUUUCUUGCAAGAGAUGUCACUAAACCGAUGGAAUUUAGGGUUUUCUUGUUUGACAGGCACGUUAUGUCUCAAGGGAAUGCAGAUAACCCGAAGCAAGCCGUGGAAAAGCUUCCUGAGCCUCUAGCAAAAACGAAAAUUUUACGAACAUAUCUGGCUGAUCAUGUGGAACGCACGGAGAUAAGUGUUGGCCGCAUAAGGGGGACAUUGUUUGCUCCUAAAGGACGCAGAAAAUUACCAGGUGUCAUUGACAUGUUUGGGACUCAUGGGGAUCUGAUUGAGUUUAGGGCAGCUAUUUUGGCAUCUCAUGGAUUUGUCACAUUUGCAUUGGCCUACUUUGGAUACAAAGAUCUUCCUAAAAGCCCAAACAACAUUGAUUUGGAGUAUUUCAUCGAGGCUGUUAAAUGGUUUGCAAGUCAUGACAGGGUUAAUUCAUCUGGCAUUGGAUAUAUAGGUGUUUCAGCUGGUGGUCAGAUUGCUUUGCAGAUUGGCGCAGAAUGUUCCCUGGUGAGGGCUGUUGUUGGUAUUUCUACAUCUGACAUUAUGGUAAUUCCACUUCAGUAUCAAGGGGAAAUUAGAGGCGUGGUUGGGGGACUCAAACUGGAGCAUUUCCUUAUAAAUGAAAAUAAUGAAGUUGUUUCUAUAGUCGUCGACCCUGCAGAAUGUCACAAAAACGAGAUUCCAGUUGAAGAAGUCAAAGGGAGUAUCAUGUUGGUCACAGGGAAUGAUGACAUGUGUCCUAAUACGUCUGAUAGUGCAAAGAAAAUGCAGAGAAGGCUAAAUGAACAUGGCAGGAAGCCGGCAACUAUUCUUCAUUAUCCUGGCACGGGGCAUUUAAUCGAAGUUCCUUUUAUGCCAAUGUGUCGCAUUUCUUACUAUCCACGUUUUAAACUUCAUUUUUUAUGGGGAGGGAAUGUAAUUGAGCAUUCUGCGGCACAGGAGCAUGCAUGGAGAGCUAUAAAAGGAUUUCUCUUGGAAAAUGUUCAAAAUGUAUCUAGUAAAUUAUGAUUAUUAUUUUUUGUCAAUAUGUAAUAUAGGAACUUAUUUUAUUUUAGGUCAGUCUUGCG